UCCGGAGGCGAGAAGGGCACGGGGGGCGCGCGCUCGCUGUCGCGACGCUUUGCCUCUAUCCGCUCCGCAUCUUCUUCUUCCUUCCCCAUCGAUGUCCUCUUCUUUCUUCUUCUUCUUUUAUUAUGCAAGAACAACGGAGAGAGAGUUCGAGGCGCGCGAGCGCGGCCGUAUGUACGUGCCAACAAAUCGACCGACAAAGUAGGCGCUCCACUCGUUGAUUACUCGCAGAACUCAUCGGCGUCUGAUGCUAGAGGAGCAAUGUCUGCGCCGGCGGCGUCGAGGGGCAUGGGCAUGAACAUGGUGACGACCCUCAUGGCCUUCUCGGUCAGCGCCUUCUUCGUGCUCUUCGUCUUCACCAGGCUCAUCUGCGCGCGCAUCCAGCUGAGGGCUGCCGCGGCAGAGCACGCCGCGGCCGCUGCCGCGCAAGCCAGCGACGCCGCCUUCCCGGCCAUUCAUGUGGAGCGAGGCGGCCUCCGUGGGAUGGAGCCGGCCGUGGUGACCGCCUUCCCCACGGUCAAGUUCGGCAACGACUUCCAGCGGCCGCCCGCGCAGGAGGAGUCGCAGUGCACGGUUUGCCUGGAGGAGUACGAGGCGAAGGACGUGGUGCGCGUGCUCCCCUUCUGCGGCCACGCCUUCCACGUCGCCUGCAUCGACGCCUGGCUCAAGCAACAAUCCACCUGCCCCAUCUGCCGCGCCUCCAUGCGGGCCACCGCCAAGCACCGCGCAGGCUCCGCCGUGGCCAUGCCGCCCGUCUACUACGCCAUCGCCAUGGCCCGGCCGUCCACGUCCUCAUCAGACGGCAGCAACACACUCCAAGGCGAAGCUGUGUCGACGUUGGCGCCGGCAGCCGCGGAUCACGUGGAGAUCGUUGUUGCCGAUGAGCCGGCGCCGGAGGAUCACGUGGAGAUCGUUGUUGCCGAUGAGCCGGUCUCCUCCGGCGCGGGCGCCGGCGCUUCCUGUCCCAGCAGAACCCCUGCUCCCGCUGCUGCUAGUGGGAAUCCUGCAAGCACCGGGACGACGUCGCAGGGUAUCUUCGUUUUAGAAACGGAGCAGAGCUCGCAAGGUAAUGCGUCGCAGACUCGGAGGAUUGCCAAUGCUGACACGUACGUUGUAGGUUCCUAGUUCCUCCUACACACGAGACACGAGUAGUUGAUUGAGAUUGUGUUGUGUUUAGGCCGUAGUGACCAUAAUAAUCUUGGGAGUUAGUGGUGAUCUGUACAGGGAUUCUGAUUUGAUCCAUUUUCAUUCUCCUCACUGCAUACUUGGAUAUACAUUCUUGUGUGGAUACAAAAGAAAACAUGACUACAUGAGCACAUGUUCUUUUAUUUUAUCGUCACAAAGGUUCGCUCGA
Molecule: messenger RNA, 1351 nt
Organism: Brachypodium distachyon (stiff brome)
Lineage: Eukaryota; Viridiplantae; Streptophyta; Magnoliopsida; Poales; Poaceae
Product: RING-H2 finger protein ATL80
Exons: 2
Coding region: 259-1122 (287 amino acids)
Source: RefSeq, a predicted model, not a curated record